GGCCCGUGGGUGUGUGAUGGGUGCGUCCCGUCCCCGUCCUCUCUUCAUUGGGUAUUAUUGGACCUAACAGCCAAUUAUCUUACAUGUUCCUUGGUGCAGGCCUGUCCCGGAGGUCCCCCAGGUGACGGCAGCACACAAUACAAGGCCCGGCCAGAGGGAGUGAUGGGGCGGUGCUGAGACUCGCUCCCUGAGGUGGGUCUGGCUGCUAUUUCCGCUGCCUAUAAUAAGGGUAGAGUGUUGUGAGUGUUCCCCACCACCACCACCACCACUAGCAGCAUGAGGUCUCCUUCCUCUAGUGCAGGCAUCACCAAGGCCUGGGUGGAGUUCAUGCUGACAGACUAUGAGAGCAGGAAGAUUCCCUCCACCACCGUCACCGUCAACAAGUUCACCAUCAAGAAUGCCACCAAGCCCGGGGAAAGCUUUAAUGCAGAGCUUAUUCUGCUGGAUGUGAAGGCGGUGCUCGGCACUGACGGCCAGCCAGCUGAUGCAAGGCAGGACAAGGAGUAUCACUUGGUGGUGAAGUUCCUGACCAAAGACCCUCUAACAUGUGAGGUGAUCAAGCGGUGUGGCUACCACAUCAAGGAGCUCAAGAUGUACUCGGAGGUAGUGCGGGAACUCAAUGAUUUCCAGGCCACUCAUGCCAGUGACAAAUACAGACUCUUCCUCCCUGAGUUCAUCUACGGCAAGUGUACAGAGAAGGAGUACGUGCUGGUUAUGGAAAAUGUGAAGGUGUUGGGCUAUGAGACAAACCCUAAACAGGAAGGCCUCAGCUUCGAGCAUGCCAUGGUGGCUGUGGAUCAUGUGGCACGCCUCCAUGCCGUCUCCUACUCCUACGACAAGACGCACAACUUCCUGGAGAAGUUCCCCUGCUUCCAGUUUAGCACUGCUAUUAGCACCUUUUUCAAGCCAGUGGUGUGGGCCUCCCUGGCCAAUGUGAUCACCUUCCUCAAGAGCCAGAAGAUGUAUGAGGACAUGGUGAAAAAGCUAGAGACAGGACGCACCACGCUGCCCGUCAAGUUUGCUGCACUGUGGGACGAUCAGACCAGGCACCGCUUCCUGGCCCUCACUCAUGGCGACUUCUGGAACAGCAACCUGAUGUACCGGCACGAUGACGGUCACAACAUAGAGUCCCUCAAGCUGAUUGACUGGCAGAUUGCACAGUGGAACAACCCCGUGUUUGACCUCCACUAUCUGCUCAACACCUCCACCUCCUUCGAGAUGCGGAGGGACCAUGCGGAGGAGAUCCUGCGGCACUACCACACCACCUUCACCACCGCCACCAGCGCCAUGGGCACACCCGUCCCUAACUGGAACUACGAACAGUUCAAGGCAGAGUUUGAGCGGACAUCCCUGGUGGGGUUCCUGAUGGGGAUGUGCCUGAUCCAGGGCACGCUGAGCAAGGCUGGAGAGAACAUCAACCGGGGGGGCUCUGCCUGCUGCCCCUCCUCCUGCUGGCUGACGGACAAGAUCAAGUCGGGCUUUGCAAAAGUGGUGGUGUCCCUGGCCUUCAAACCAUCCUCCUCUUACAUCAUGCGCACCAGCAUCAAGAAAGUGCUGAGUCCCAUUGGCCAGGAGUUGGUGGAGGGCAGCAAUGAGUUGCUGAACAGCAGGCUACUGGACCUACUGUUGGAGGCCGAUGAGAAGGGUGUGCUGGAUGUGCUGAGUCUGUAGGAGGCACCGGCAGGUCAGGUGUGCCCAGUCGCCACAGGCAGCUCAGACCCGUACAGGCACUGCAGGUAGGUGAGGUCUUCACAGGUGCAAUAGGUAGGUGAUUUACAGUGUGGUGCCACAGGUAGAUCAGGUCUGUGGAGGCAAUACAUGUGAUCUUGGUCUGUCAGCACCACACACAGGUCAGGUUUUGAGGGUAAGUGAUAGGUAAUCCAGGUUCAUACACAUGGCAGGUCAGGUGUAUAGGUGUUGACAGAGGCAUCAUGACUAGAUUAUCUCCACAGACACCACAAACAUGUCAUGUUACAGAGGCAUCAUAGAUCAAGUUGACAGGGAUAGGUCAAGCUCACAGAGGCCCCACAGGUACCCCUGGCUAUUUCCCGCUGGCCUUGGCUUCCAGUGUGUCUGUCUGCCUAGGAUAAUUACACAAGUUCAAAUGAAGCUUCUUGGCAAGGAAAGAUGACUAUUUUUGUACGUAAACUCCAUCCUGUAGAUGUGUGAGAAGACAGUGGGUUGUGUAGAUCUUUUGUAAGGUGUCUUUGCUCUUUUAAUGUGUUCAUCUGCUUCUCAGGCUUUUAGCAGUGGCUUUCCCUCCCUGGCCUCUCUAAGUGAUAUUGAAAGAUAUCUUCUCUGGGGCAUAAUUAACUUUUGUGGUUUGAAAAGAAAGGUUUCAGUAUACUACAUAGAGAAUAUUUUUGCUAGGUGGCAUAAUGGAUGGUUUCAAGUUAUUUAGUAAAGUAUAAUUGAAGUGAUGAUGAUGACCAUAAUGUUGUAGUAUUAAUUGCAAUAGUAAUAACAACACUCACUGAAGUGCCUCAUUUGGGUUUUGUGAAGUAAUAUUUUUCUGCCUAGUGUAAGACAGUGUUGUGACCUGGAUCCUGUUACUGGGACCUGCUGCUCACAGCCACACACUGCACCUCACACACCCCAUUCAUACUCUCUGCUGUGUACUUUUUGUUAAAAUUUUACAUAUAUAUUUAGAUAAUUUGUUUUCAGUGGUAAUUAUUUUAUGUUGAGGUAGCGGUGUGGUGUGUUGUGAGCAGUGGGAGGCAUGUGCUAGUGUGCUGGCCUGGAGGGUAGUGGUGGUGGUGGUGGUGGUGGUGGUGGUGAAGGUGAUGGCCCUACCAGCCAGUACCUUCACCAUUGCUUUGAUUUUUAAAAAUUGUUGUGUUCUAAUUACCAAAGGAAUGCCAGUUGACUAAUUGGGAAUUAUAUAAUAUUACUAGAUUUUGAGAAUGUGAAUUUUAGGUAAUUUUAUAUAUAUGAGUACAUGCAGAGAACUGGCACAUUCAGAGUGGGCCAGUGAGUGAUGAGUAUGUCAGCAUGGCCACUCCUCACCCUGGGUCAUGGUGAGUUUUGGCACAGACUGGCCGGCCCUGGGAGAGGGCAAGGUGGUGGAUGCAUUCCUAUGUAAUAUUUUCACAAUCUUCCUUUAACUGCUGCUGACGCUGCCACCGUGCCACAGUGACCUCAGUGUGCAGCGGUGACUCCUAGACUGAUGAUUCAUAGUGUUUUAUGCAAUAUUCCCUGUAGUGAGGGAGGCCUCUUUUAGGUAUCAUGGGAUAUUAACUUUUACUGUGUGUAUGUGAGAGUGUGUGUGUGUGUGUGCUCGUGUGUGUGCAUGUGUUACUCACCAGAAAAUGAGAAGGUUGAGUUAUCUUACAGUUGGAGUGUCACUUGCCUUCUUCACAUUUGUGGAAAGUAGCUAGAGCAUCUACACAGAGACUUCCAGAGCAUUGCAUAAUGAAGAGAAAAAUGAAACCAAACUAUUCUACUUAAUAAUUUUUACUCCUGUGGCAAUUACCUGUUUGUAACCAUGAUUGGAAAUGCAAUGCCUGUCAAGGUGGUAGCUGCUGUGCAUGUCACCCAGCCUGAGGUGCUGACUCUUGCUGCACACCUUUCCUACGUUGUCUGGAUCGAAGUGGUGACACUUGCAUGUUUCACUAACUUGGGUUGCUUCCUUGCUACAAAUUAACUUGUGAUGAAAGCACAACAAUGCACAGUGAACAGCACAGCUUGGCACUGUACAGCACAGCAGCACCACACCUCUGCUGGAGGCUGGUGUAUGUGUUUAUGUGUCACACAAAUGUUCUCAGAUGCCUUCUUCAGAUGUUUGUUGCUAAGAUAUUUUCCUGGUGUCAUAAGUAUGUCUGUCUUAGCUUUAUAUGUUUGUUGGAUUAGCUGUUCUCUUAAGCCAAAGGCACAAAGCUUAACUGAAGCACAAAGCAAAGUUUUAAAUGUCUAAGCACUGCAUUUUUCAAAUAAUCUAUUUUCCUAACUAACAUAAGGGUAGUAAUAUUCUUAUAGGCAAACUUGUAGUUUUCAUUCUUGUGACAUGCUAUUCAUGUGAUGCAUUUUGGGUCAAGCUUUACUAAGCAGCCUCCUGGUGAGUGUUGUCAUGCCUGUCAGUCAUGUCAUGUCAUUGAGUCAUGCCACUAACCCUUUGGAGAGUGUCAUUUCCUUGUCCAAUCUCCACUAUUGUUUGAGCCUCCUUAUCUUGCUUACUGUUAUUUUUUGCGUUAUGUGUUGAGUGUUAAGUGUGUGAGUGAGUGUGUGUGUGUGUGUGUGUGUGUGUGUGUGUGUGUGUGUGUGUGUGUGUGUGUGUGUGUGUGUGUGUGUGUGUGUGUGUGUGUGUGUGUGUACAGUAUAUAGAUAGACUGGUGCUGGGAUGGCGUGAGGUGGAUAUGGUGCCAAGUGCAUGUUGUGAGGAAGCAGUGUGAGGCAGUGGAGUAAACUGGCCCAGGCUGAACCAUGACAGUGUUGAGGACCUUGGGUGGUGGUUGGUGAGUGUCUGGGUAUCAUGCAGGGUGUUGGAAUAGUAGUAGUAAUGUGAAGAACAUGGUGUGUGUGUGUGUGUGUGUGUGUGUGUGUGUGUGUGUGUGUGUGUGUGUGUGUGUGUGUGUGUGUGUGUGUGUUGGUGUCCACAGACUAGUGAAGGAAGAGUAAUCACCAGUGCCUUAGUGAGGGUUGCUUGCACGUAUAUUUAUGUAUGAACAAGUUGAAUCUAUGAUAUAUAUUCUAUGUGUUGUUAGAAAAAUAGAGUAUUUAAUAUAUUUGUAUAAUUUAUAGUUUACACUGUCAGAAGGGCGUCAAAUGUGUGUGUGUGUGUGUGUGUGUGUGUGUGUGUGUGUGUGUGUGUGUGUGUGUGUGUGUGUGUGUGUGUGUGUGUGUGUGUGUGUGUGUGUUUUAAUGCAGAUGGGUGAGGAUGUAUGUGUGUGGAUGAAGGAAGCACAGUAAUAUAUGAAGAAUAAUUUUAUGAUUUUGUACCAUUUUAAAGACUUCUUGUUUGAUUAAUGUACUGAAUUGAUCUGUUAUCUCUGCCAGCGAGGCGUGUAGGAUAGACGGGAAGGAAGGCAUGAUGAGUGUGUCUGUUUGUCUGCCUGGUGGAUGUGAGUUACUAUGUUCAUUUGUCUUGUCUGAUCAAUGUUUUAUUUAUCGUCUGAGUCAUUGUAAUGGUGAGAUAAGAUGUUACAGUGUUAAUUAAUAGGGAUAUAAAGAAAAAUGUGUUCUUGUGGCUUGAGUAACUAUUAUUAUUAUUAUUAUUAUUAUUAUUAUUAUUAUUAUUAUUAUUAUUAUUAUUGUUAUUAUUAUUGGUGUUGAUGUUACUGCCAUUAUUGCCAAUGUGUUACCUAUUGUUUUGUGUUGAGUGAGACAGGACAGGUACAGACAGAGCAACACUUCCAUGUGCAGAGUUAAUGCAACUCAGGAAGGUGGUUAGUGUGUGUGUGUGUGUGUGUGUUGAGGGAAUGACUUGAAGUAAAGUAUUAGCAGUGUAUAAAGCACAUAACAGUUUUGCAACUCUACAUAUUCAGCUCAGGAUUUUAAGAGAGAGAGAGAGAGAGAGAGAGUGUAGUGGUAAAAGCUGUUGUUACGUGUAGCUCAAGAAUAAAAAGAGAUAUACAGAUAGAGAAAUGUAUUGAUAUUAUGUAUAGAAAGCUUAACAAGAAUGAAUAAGUGAGUGAAUGUUGAUAGAUUCUUGAUUGCUUUUGUGUGUGUUUGGGUUUUAAGGAAUGAUUAAUGAGACAGUUUGCAUUAUGGUGUGUGUGUGUGUGUGUGUGUGUGUGUGUGUGUGUGUGUGUGUGUGUGUGUGUGUGUGUGUGUGUGUGUUAAGACAGGUCUAUUCAGUUUUUUCUUCAUCUGAUGAUGAUUUUUCAUGCUGUUUUACCUGCAUUUUAUAUUUUUAUAGUCUUUUAAUGAGUGUGUGUGUGUGUGUGUGUGUGUGUGGGUGUGGGUGUCCCAAAUCCUAUAGUUAGUGCUAAUUAAGUUGCCCCUUUUCUUCCAUCCUAUGAAAAAAAAGUAUAAUUUGAAUUCUUGGCUUGUCAUUGUUUUAAGGAAAAGAUAACUAUGAAUUAAAAGUAAAAAAAAAAAAAGAAUCAGUUUCAUAGCAGUAAGUUUGUGAAUUGUGGAGAGAGAGAGUGAGAGAGGUGUAUGUGGUAAUGAUGAAGUGAUGAGCAUUAUUUUUUGUCAGUAAUGGAGAAUUGACAAAAGAGUGAAGGUGUCUGCCUUCGCUGUGCAAGUGGUAAUAAUAAAUGUGACUGUUGUA
Molecule: messenger RNA, 6211 nt
Organism: Portunus trituberculatus (swimming crab)
Lineage: Eukaryota; Metazoa; Arthropoda; Malacostraca; Decapoda; Portunidae
Exons: 3
Coding region: 277-1671 (464 amino acids)
Source: RefSeq, a predicted model, not a curated record